CGCAAUGUACAUUCAGGGGGGAGAGCGAACUGCACGUGUAAUCACGAGCUGCGUCUGCGCUAGUUACACCACGCUUCUGUUCAGCUCAGUGUGCUACACACUGCAGUGACCGCACAGUUGCAAGGCUCGCCCUGGCGCAGUAUGGUUCCCCCUAGUGGUGCCCUUGCGCUCGACUGGAUCUGAGAACAUUGAAAACACAAACACGCAACGGUGUGUUGAGUCUCCCAAGAUGGCGGCGUUCGGAAGGAGGCGCGGUGUCCCAGUCAACAGGGAGAGGGGAAUAAUGGCCGCCUCGGACUGCUACAUCGUUCACGAGAUCUACAGCGGGGAGAACGCACAGGACCAGUUCGAGUACGAGCUGGAGCAGGCCCUGGAGGCCCAGUACCAGUACAUCGUGAUCGAGCCCACACGCAUCGGCGACGAGACGGCGCGCUGGGUGGCGGUGGGCAACUGCCUGCACAAGACGGCGGUGCUGUCGGGGGCGGCCUGCCUGCUGACGCCGCUCUCGCUGCCGCUGGAGUACUCGCGCUACGUGGCGCUGCCCGCCGGGGCGCUCAGCGUGGCCUGCGCCACCCUCUACGGCAUCUCCUGGCAGUUCGACCCCUGCUGCAAGUACCAGGUGGAGCACGACGGCCACAAACUGUCCCGCCUGCCGCUGCACACGCUCACCUCCUCGGCGCCCGUGGUGCUGGUGCGCAAGGACGACGUGCACAGAAAGAGACUCCACAACACGAUAGCGCUGGCCGCCCUGGCCUACUGCGUCAAGAAGAUCUACGAACUGUACGCCGUAUGAUUCGCGGGGGGAGGAGGAGGAGGAGGAGGGGGGGAGGAGACGCGGCGGGAAGGGCGGGGGGCUCGGGGGAACGCGCCCGAGAAACGGCGGCAGCGGCGACGGAAAAGCUCGUCCGGCCGUUUCGCCGCUCGAGCGGUUUUUUGGUCGUUUGAUGGUUCGGAGGACAAUAGCGAAAACUAGGGAGUUUUUUUUUUUUCUUCUGUUUUUGUUUUGUUUUCCCCUCUAAUUGUUUUCUCUGACAUCACCAGUGCACUUAUUUGACCUUGUAUGUACAUGUCCACCCCCGUCAUUCAUACGCUAAAUUUGUGAACAUAGGUUAAAGUCAACAUCUCUGAGACUUGAGAUGACGGGAGUGGGACAGACAUGUUCGAGUAUUAACGGUCUGAUAUUUUUGUCCUUGUAGUUUAUUGUACCAUUUCCUGCUGGUCGCCACUUCAUUAAACGUUAGGAUAUUUGAAACUCCC
Anguilla anguilla (European eel) is the source of this 1257-nucleotide messenger RNA. RefSeq names its product transmembrane protein 11 (gene tmem11). Bases 230 to 793 code for a protein of 187 amino acids. The transcript is spliced from 4 exons. Gene Ontology annotation, biological process: inner mitochondrial membrane organization. NCBI's taxonomy places the organism in Eukaryota, Metazoa, Chordata, Actinopteri, Anguilliformes, Anguillidae. The record is from RefSeq and is a predicted model, not a curated record. Gene Ontology annotation, cellular component: mitochondrial inner membrane.